UUCUUUGUUUUUGUGAUUUUUUUUUAUAGGGGACUCAAAAACUUUUUACUGCCUUUUCUUGCUGGAUUACUCGAGCGAGAUUCAGAGAAGACAUGGAAUUUUGACACCUAUUUCCAAAAAAUCCAAGAAAUCAUUUCCAAAACAGUUAUUCAUGUGUUCAGUCCAGAACAUUUCAGCAACUUCAGAAUCUAUAUAGAUAGAAACCAAAAUUACACCAAUCUACAAGAAUUAAUUGCAACACAGACAGAUGUUAAUGCAGCCAGUCAGCUGCUGCUCUUUGAAGGCCAUCUUCUUACAGACAUUAUUAAUCCUCUGCAGCAUAUUGCUAACUAUCCCAACAUUACCAUAAAUACACCAAUUUUCUUGUUGGUGGCACCGAGCAGAAAACAACUGAUGCUGGACCAGUUCAUACCUGAGUUUCCUAUAACAAAGAUAGAAGAGAUCCAUUCUGCUGAAAGAGCCCAACUGCGAACCUGUUUAAAUGUAGUUUUCUUCAUAAAACGUUUGGUUGUAAAUAUUAACCUGAAACAAAAACUGCUUCAAGAUGCUUUGAGACAUUCGAUGACUUAUCUGAAACAAAGCUUCUUGAAUCAAAGUGAAUCUGUUGCAAACACUUCGUGGAUUAAAAACACCUUAACGUCUCUACGGAAUCUUUCUCCACAACUCAAUGAACUCACAACAAAAAUGAUUAAAAUUGAAGAUGUUUUACAGAAGCGGAGAUCGGCUUUUGAUUUAGAAUUCCUGAAUCAUUACUGGCUGAAAACAGGUUGCAUGGAGUCUGAUCACUGCGUCCCGACCAUCACAAACUUAGCAAAUCAUACCCAAGAGAUCAGCACUCGCCUUUUGGAUAGCACAAACAGAGACAACUUGGACAAGUUUCAGGAACUUGACAAGAGUCGAUUCUUGGAAAAUUGCAAGAAAGCUGGUGAGUUAAUUACAAAGCAUUGCCAACCAAAUGCCAUCCGACUUUAUUCAGAAUUCCAAGAAGCAUCAGAAAAAGUGUGGACUCAAAGAAAGAUAUUCCAAGCCAGUAACGGUGAGCUAAAGGUUUUCAGCAACCUCUUGGAGAAAUACCAGUCAUCAAAAUUCACUAAAGAUUUAAAUAAAGAAAUGUUUCACGAUAACAAUGAGGACUUGAUAUUCCAUAUGAUGAAAAGGGUUCAGAAUUUGUCAAUUUCCAUUCAAGAAUGUACUGAAGAUGUAAAAACAUUAGGUAAGGAAAUUAACGAGUUGUGAUAACGAAGCAAAAUCAUGGUGGGAGGGUGUUUGAUAUGCUUUGGUGAUGGAAUUGGGGAGGAUGUUUUGUAGUUA
Octopus sinensis (East Asian common octopus) is the source of this 1311-nucleotide messenger RNA. RefSeq lists its product as uncharacterized. Bases 394 to 1236 code for a protein of 280 amino acids. NCBI's taxonomy places the organism in Eukaryota, Metazoa, Mollusca, Cephalopoda, Octopoda, Octopodidae. The transcript is spliced from 10 exons. The record is from RefSeq and is a predicted model, not a curated record.